This is a messenger RNA of Radiomyces spectabilis, 6935 nucleotides long. RefSeq lists its product as uncharacterized. Gene Ontology annotation, biological process: phosphatidylinositol phosphate biosynthetic process. Gene Ontology annotation, cellular component: endosome membrane; fungal-type vacuole membrane. The record is from RefSeq and is a predicted model, not a curated record. The coding region runs from base 70 to 6861 and encodes 2263 amino acids. NCBI's taxonomy places the organism in Eukaryota, Fungi, Mucoromycota, Mucoromycetes, Mucorales, Radiomycetaceae. The transcript has 8 exons. Gene Ontology annotation, molecular function: ATP binding; metal ion binding; 1-phosphatidylinositol-3-phosphate 5-kinase activity.
AAUGACAGCCCAUGGGCAGCGAGUUUCAGCCUUUUUUUUCGUUUUGUGUUUAGUGCGAAUUUUGUGUUCAUGGUGGAAGAAGGCCAUUCCACGCUGAUCAGCUUCAAUUUUCAUACCGAGGAGCCGAAUGUGGACAAUGAAGGGGUCUUCUCGAAACUCUUUGGUAAAGUCAAGACAGCCGUGUCUGGCCAGCAUGCUCCAAAUGACGACGAUUUUGCGGCGAGUCAUGACUCGGUCGCUUCAUUUCCAUCGUCCAGAGAUAUUACCACCAUGUCCACCGCCUCACUAACCAGUUCAAAUAAUGUAUCCGAAUCACGGCUUCCCGAAACUAACGACCAACGAUCUCUACCGACAGUCAACGAUAACGUUGACGAUGUCGGAAGCGUCGACGAAAGUAAAGCAACGAGUAUGAGAAACAACAGCUACAGUGCUCCCCGAUCUAUCCAAGUCACAUCCCCGUCUCCUCCUACUUCCACUCCGGUUAAGGAUUCCGUCGUCAUCAAUUUUCCCGCCCCGUCUCUGCAUUUUGAUAUCAUUGCUCCACACACAUCAUUAUCUACCAAGCAUUAUCAUCAACAACAACAUCAUCAACAUCGUCAUAAUCAUCAUACGCAUACGGAUGAUCCGCAUCCUUCCGCCAGUGAUUUCACUCGAUCCAACCUUCAAUAUCCACUUUCCGUCAGCAGACUCUCACAGGCCGACGAGAAUCAGUCCAUGGCCAACAAAAUCGAUCACUUUUUACCAAUGAAAAAGACCGCGUCCAUUGACAGUGAUUCACAGUCCGUGGUGACGACGUUUUCGAUUUCCAAUACCAAUUCAUUGAACCGGAUUCUCGCCCGGCUUCGUGGACAGAAAAACGAUAAAGAGUAUUGGAUGCCCGAUGAACGGUGCAAAGAAUGUUACAAAUGUCGCAAGCCAUUUACGUUGUUGCGCCGCAAGCAUCACUGUCGAUCAUGUGGUCAGAUCUUUUGUGCAAAAUGUGCUUCCCACAUCAUCCCACGGAAAAUGUACAAACAGAAAGGUCCAGUGAGAGUGUGCAAUUUCUGUUACGCGGAGCAUCACACCGGACAGUCUACUCGCGAUUCAUCUAAUUUUGCCUACAUGCCCGACAUGGCCAGUUCAUCGUCCGUGGUAAAAGAGGGACCGUCCACCAUCAAACACAACUACGCCCCGGUCAUACCCUCGCAAAAACCGCCUUCCGAAGCGCCCAAGAUGCAAAUCCCGACCACCGCCUUGAAACAAGCACGGAUCACUUAUGGUGAUACCGAUUCCACCACGUUUGCUUUGGAACUUCCCGCCACAGAAACCGAUGCGUUGAUGCCUUCCUCCUACCAUCUCCACGAUUUUGGUCGUCCGCAAUCGCCGCGCAUGACCUCGGUCAAUGCCCACAGCGUGCCUUCCUCAAGACAACUGAUGACCGUCGCUUGGGACACCGACAAGCCGACUCAUGCAGAAGGUUCCGGUACAGGUUACACGGAUGUGAGCCUGAAACGGCUGUUGGACGCUGGUACGUCCCUUUUGAAAUCACGCCCUCGCAGCAACACCUCAUCAUCCGCCCCCCUCGAAGAUACCCGUCAUUUGCAACCGUCCGCGGAUGGAACCUCUUCCCUACCUUUCCGCGGCAAUUCCCCUUCGCCUUAUAUCGGCACCAUGGAUCGCGGCGGUGGCACCGUGGUUGAGGAACACCAACUUAGUCCCUUUAAACCGCACGUCCUGGAUCAGGAACAGGAUGCGGAUUCCGACAAUCACCUGUAUGAUGUAUGGAACCGGCCGACAGGACACAACGUGAUUGCUUCUUUCAGAGGUUCGCGAAUGCGCAUGGGAUCCAUGCUGCAUCGCCGGACAAAAUUGGUAGAGAGCGACGAUGAAGCUUACGAUACAAAACUGCGAGUGAAACGUACGGAAGAACUGCGGGGCAAACCCACCACCCGAGAACGAUCGUACACUAGCUAUCGACGACUGGAUACGCCGGAAAAGGACAUGGACCAUCGAAGACGCCUUCAUCGGCAACCGAGUCAUAUUCAGAUCAAUGUCAUGAACUUGCCGCAGCCAGACGUUUCGCUGUUGGGUGGCGAAAACUGGUCUCCGAAUCCCUUUUUAUCGCCUUACAGUGCCGGUACACCUGAAGAUCCGUUCAGCUCGUCAUUCCAAGAUUAUUCCGCCGUGAGGAACCGUCUGCUGAUGCCCAGACAGCGACGCAUCUCGACGCCUCCACCCAAUGUUGAACUCAGUUACAGCGCGCUUCUUCACGCACGCAAUAUCUUGAAACAGUUGAUGGACAAAGCCGACUUAUCCGAGUUGUCCGCCAAGAAACAGGAAGAAUGGCAGGAUAUCAUUAUGAACUUGUUGCUCAAAGUGACGGACCAUGUUCGGCCGGAUGUGCGUUCAGGUGACGACAUGGAUGUUCGUCAUUACGUGAAAAUCAAGAAACUUCCCGGUGGGUUGCCGUCCGACAGUUUUUACGUGAAAGGGGUCGUCUGCAGCAAAAAUGUCGCCCACAAGAAAAUGGUCCGCAACAUCUCGCAUCCGCGUAUCCUGAUUUUGUUAUUCUCUCUGGACUAUUCUCGCGUCGAAAUGGAAAACCAGCUUCUUUCCAUCACCCCCGUGAUUUCGCAAGAACGCGACCACAUCAGUAAACUGGUAGGCCGGAUCAUUGCGCUUCGUCCGUCGCUGUUGCUGGUCAAAUCGACGGUUUCUCGACUGGCAUUGAAAUACUUGCUCGACGCUAAUAUCCCGGUGAUCCACAAUGUCAAGUACAGUGUGAUUGAAGCAGUGGCGCGUUGCACCCAGGCCAGUAUUAUCCCGUCUGUUGAUAAACUACAGCUUGGCGGUUUGUCGUUUGGUCGUUGCGGUUCGUUUGAGAUUCGGACCCUGAUGCAUGAAUGGAUCCCAAAUCGACGCAAGACGUUUCUUGUCUUUGACGAUUGUCCACCGGAAUUGGGCGGCACCAUUGUCCUGCGAGGCGCGACGGAAGACACCUUGCGCACGAUCAAGCGAUUGAUCGAUUUCAUGGUCUUUGUUGUAAAUAAUCUUAAGCUUGAAACUUCGUUGCUGCGUGAUUCGUUUGCUAAAAAUCGUGGCGUCGAACAACUCACAGCAGCAGAGAAUGCGUCAGCCGACAAACAAGAGGACACCGACCCGGCCAAUGGAUCCACCUCAGCGCGUCAAUCGACCGUCAUGCGAGCUUCGGAAUCAGAACGGACCGAUUCGACCUUAAUCACCACCAAGGAUGCACUCAAAGACGAUGCGGCAUCCAACGCCCCGAGUGAUGGGAUCGACGGCUCGUUCAAGGAAAAGGACGGGGAAACCUCACUUUCUCAGUUGAUUGACAUGUAUCGGGAUACCAUCCUAUCUGUCUCUCAGUAUGUCACCUUUCCACCGCCGUACUUGUUGAUGCGACUGAAAGCUACCGAAGAUCGAUUGGCGAAAUUAACUUUGGCACGACGACCCUGGACUGGCAAGGCACAAGAAAUCUCGGCGCCAUCCACGCGCAGCACCGUCGAGCCGGCACUUCCAUCCAUCGACACAGAAUACGAACAUUUAAUUGCCAAGCACUAUCAAUUAGCUCGUGCUUGGGAUGCGUACGUGGGCCAGGAUCCCGAUUACAUUAGCCCUUUUUAUCAUCAAAGUAUCGUGGUACUGUAUUCCAAUGUGUGUACCGUGACCACAGUGCCGUGCCAGGGUCCACAGAUUCGUAUUUUUCAGUACUACCGUCAUCCGUCCGACAUGCCUUUGGGUCAAUACGUGAUUGAGCUAUGUGCCGAUGCGACGCAACCGUGUCCUUCGCUCAUGUGUGAACAUUCGAUGCUGGACCACUAUCGUUCGUAUGCGCAUGGCAACGGUCGAGUAAAUGUCAUGAUUGAGAAAUUCGAGUGUCCACAACCGGGCAUGGCCGAUAAGCUGCUGAUGUGGAGCUAUUGCAAGGAAUGCGAUCGUCCCACCCCGGUCAUUCCCGUCUCGGAAAACACCUGGAACUACUCGUUCGGAAAGUUCAUUGAACUUUCCCUGUAUCAGACCAAUGUCCAUUGUCGGGCCGAUAUUUGCCCUCACGAUAUCUCUCGACACCAUGUACGCUAUUUCGGGUUCAUGAAUUUGGCGGUCCGGUUUCAAUACGAGCCCAUUGGGUUGCUGGAAGUGUCUGUGCCUCCCAUGAAACUGUUCAUGCUCAGCCAGGUGCAAGCGAAUCUCAAGGAAGAAGAGACCAAGAGUCUUCGCCACAAGAUCAACAAAUUUUAUCAGUCGAUUUCCGAACGUAACAAAGGGUUUCCCUUUGAUCUGGUCGAUCCUCGCAAGCUGGACGCGUGUAAAGCCGAGCUUCAGGAGAUGUCAAACCGAGGGGUCGGAGAAAAGAAGCAGAUACUCCAGGUUCUUCAGAAUAUCUUUGCCACCACUGAAGCCAGCGAUACGCUCACCAUUAACUGGGUGCGGCGCAUUCUGUACCAGCAGUGCGUGCAAUGGGACAUGGAGUACGCCGAUCUCGUGAGCAUUUACUUGCAGCCGGAACGUGAGCUGCGCAAGUUGACCACGAGCCACCUUCGCAAAAUGUUCCCGACAGAUAUGAUGGAACCGGCCAUGACCAACAUGGACGAUGAACGCACCAAACGUGCCACGGAGAUCACCGAUCUGCCUUUACUCGGUAUCGCACUCGACAGCCAAGAAGAAGCCAGUGUCAUUGGUUACUGUUUUGAGUCAUCCGAUACACAAGAAUCUCCUUUCACCAUGUCAUUGACCGCCCAGCCGGAACUGUCCAGUUCGCCAACCGACACUGCCAGUUUCAACACGAACCUGACUGCAGCGGGCACUUUGGAUCACCCGACCGAAUUGGAUGUGUCUAGCGGCGAGAUGGAAUCAAAACAGUCCCUAUUGAAACCUGACAUUCGUCGGCAGCUGUCCUUGGAUCUUCUUCAUAAACUCGACGCCAAGGGUCGCGGUACGGCCUUGGAUAGCGACAGAGAUCGACAGUACCUUCGACGCCGACAUACCGGGCCCAGUGCGCAUGCAGGCUUCUCACCUUCACGCAUCCCGGUACCGCAUCUAGGAGAUUACAAAUCCAAAAGCUCCUACGCGACUCCUGUUUAUGAGCCUUACACGCCACUCUACCAUUCUAUGAAAUCGCCGGUAAAAGCUCAAGGAAAAUAUCGUGGGCGUCGAAAAGUGGCUGGGGCGAAUCCUCACGGUGAAGCAUCCACGCACAGAGCGCCGAUAAACGAACAUGCACAAGACAAGGCGCCGCAUGAACGACGAAAAGCGGAGCGGCAGUUCCGGUCUCGAUUGCCUCGCAAAAAGACGUACAUCCAAGUGUACACGCAAGCCAACGAUCUUGUGAAAGAAGACUUGGACGAUGAAUUCUUGACGCACGAUGUGGACGAUCAAGGAAAUGAUGAGGACAACCGAUGUGACGAGGCGGUAGAUAUGCUACGGUAUCGUCGUCGAUCGACGGGCCAAGGUUUGAAACCGCCCCGUCUGGACCUCUUGUCGUCCAACGAUGAUGAAGAAGCGGAAAUGGACUACUUUUCCCCUGUUGCUCCGUAUCUGUACAACUUCCAAGUUCAGCCCCAAACUGUCACUCGAGUAACGUGCCUAGAAACGGUCGAUUCUCCGGAUGAGCCUUUGACCACGUUCCCCAUGACAUUGGGCGCGAGCGUAUCACCACCGAGCGACUUUUUCUUGCCACCUGCAUAUACAUUACUGGCUUGUGUUCCUGCGGCCGACGGAGAUGAAUCCGAUAAGGUGCCUUCACCGACCGAUGCACAACAAGAACGUGCUAGAGCUAUGGCCGAAGCCUUGGACAGUUCGCGACAAUCGCCCGAGAAGACUUCCUUUAUGAAAACAAUCACCAAUUUCUUGACUGACAGCGGAGCUACCAAUCUUUUACCGCUGGAGAAUCCCAUCCAUUCCACAGAGCACAUUCUUCCUGAUUCUUUUGUGGUUGUUCGCGAGGAUGAGCCUAGCACGAUCAUAGCGUAUACGUUGAACUGUGAAGAUUACCUUUUAAAGUUGAACGAUAUCCAGGAAAUGGCAGCGGAUGAUACUUCGUCGUAUGAUGCGGAGAGUAGUACCAUUUCUUUGGCGGGAAUGCCACUGGAUGCGGAGGGAAUAGACCCUGGCGAAUCCGUGACAUCUACCGCCGCAGGCAUUGAAGAAACGCUACUAAGAGAAUCGGGGACUCACAUGCGCUACAAUUUCUCGGAUGGGACAACCAAGUUUUUCUGCAAAAUUUUCUUUUCUGAGCAGUUUGAUGCGCUACGACGCAACUGUGGGUGUGAUGAAAGCUAUAUCCUUUCUUUGGCCAGUUGUGUCAAGUGGGAUUCGUCGGGCGGCAAAUCGGGAUCAGCCUUUCUGAAAACCAAAGAUGAUAGGCUGUUGAUGAAGCAGAUGUCUCGAUACGAAUUGGAUGCAUUUUUAAGAUUUGCUCCUGCUUACUUUCAAUACAUGUCCGAAGCAUUUUUCCGUGAGCUUCCGACCGUUCUGGCCAAGAUUUUUGGUUUCUAUAGUAUUGGUUACAAAAACUCGACGACCGGCAAAUCCAUGCGGAUGGAUGUCCUGGUCAUGGAGAAUUUAUUUUAUCAGCGGAAUAUAAAAAAGAUUUUCGACCUGAAAGGGUCCAUGCGGAACAGGCAUGUCCGUUCUACUGGCAAGCAAGACGAAGUAUUGCUGGAUGAAAACCUUGUAGAACUCAUUUACCAGUCGCCACUCUUUAUCCGCGCACAUUCCAAAGAGAUCCUUCGAAGCUCGCUUCACAAUGAUACCCUUUUUCUGUCAAGCAGAGGUGUGAUGGACUACUCGCUGCUAGUGGGUAUUGACGAAGAACGUCAAGAGCUGGUAGUGGGUAUUGUCGGUAAGUUAUCCACGAGUCAUUAGAGAGGAAAAAAAAGAUGAUGUACACAAGAUUUUUGCUCAUAAAAUACCACAGAUUUUAUCCGUACAUUUACAUG